Messenger RNA from Colletes gigas, 2606 nucleotides. RefSeq names its product excitatory amino acid transporter-like. NCBI's taxonomy places the organism in Eukaryota, Metazoa, Arthropoda, Insecta, Hymenoptera, Colletidae. The record is from RefSeq and is a predicted model, not a curated record. Gene Ontology annotation, cellular component: plasma membrane. Bases 624 to 2249 code for a protein of 541 amino acids. Gene Ontology annotation, molecular function: glutamate:sodium symporter activity; neutral L-amino acid transmembrane transporter activity; L-glutamate transmembrane transporter activity. The transcript is spliced from 10 exons. Gene Ontology annotation, biological process: L-glutamate transmembrane transport.
GGAGCAAUUUAAACGCCGGGUCUAUUUCUACGAAACGGACUCGCGUGGUGCAGAUUUUUCUCCCUUCUGCUUAUUCAGUGCCGUGCGACCCGUUGUGAUGAGUGACCUCUUCCUGUGGCCGGUCGUCUCUCUCGCUCCACGUACGGUCUCCCUUUUCUCUUUCGGUGGUCGCCCGCCGGCCCCCCCUCUCGGCGUCUAAUCAGCUUCCUGGAUGGGGCACAUUAUCUACGUGAUGGCAGAUCGUAACUACGCGAUACCCAGCCAGGUCCCGAUCAUACGGUAGUCGCUCGACAGUCCAUCGCGCGUUAAAGACCAGCCAGGAUCCGCGGUUACGAAUGCAACUUGGUUUCUCACACGAUUACACGGUUAUCGGUGCAGCGGUCCUGGAACGACGCGUCUCCCAUCGGGGACUCAGUUUGCGUCCUUGCUCGUCGAACGUCCCUCGUUUAACGGGCCCUCGAUCUGCUUGAAACUCAACGAUCGUCCUUGGGUUUGCGAAACGCAGAUGUCACGGCGGUGAGGACCGCGGGAUGAUAGAAAACGUGUUCGCCACGAUCUUCCUCGUGCCCAGAGGGAGGCUAUCCGAGAGCUCUUAAAGCGACGUGUUAGCGGGACCAGCCACGAUGUCGCUGAUGCAACGUAUUUCCGGUGUCGUCGCGGUCCUCAGGGGCACCGCGGAGAUUAAGGAAACUCACACAUCAUGUUCGGACGAGAUCGAGAAGAUUACGUCCGAGGACGAAGUCAAAGUGCACGACCACGUCACGCCGCUCGACAGAUUGCAAUCGGUGGUAGAUUGGAUCGGGGAAAAUAUGCUCCUGGUGUUCACGAUCCUUGGCAUUUUGGUGGGUCUCGUCCUCGGAUUUCUUGGUCGAUUAGCCAGCCCCUCGCCACAGUUCAUUACUCUCGUCAGUUUUCCCGGGGAGCUCCUCAUGCGGCUACUGAAAAUGUUCAUUCUACCGUUGAUUGUCUCGUCGCUUAUCACCGGAAUGGCGCAGCUGAACGCCAAAAGUUCAGGGAGAAUGGGACUCAGAGCGCUAACGUAUUACACAGUUACGACUAUUCUGGCGGCUAUAGUCGGUAUAUUAAUGGUUUCGAUUAUCCACCCGGGCGAUCCUAGGAUUAAAUCGACGAUCAGCGCGCCUAGAUCGGACGAUACGAAGGUCACUACGCUGGACGCCUUUCUGGACAUAAUUAGAAACAUGGUGCCGGAGAACUUGGUGCAGGCGUGCUUCCAGCAAGAGCAAACCACUUACGUAAAGAAGAAAGUGAUAACGAUAGGGAACACGAGUCAAAGUAAUUACGUCCUAGAGCCGACGUUAAUAUAUAAGGACGGGAUGAACGUGAUGGGAAUGAUUAUGUUCUGCAUCACGUUCGGUCUUAUCGCGGGGCAGAUAGGUACGCGCGGAAAAUUGAUGGUCGACUUCUUCGUGGAGCUGAACGAAAUAACCAUGAGACUCGUCACUAUCGUUGUGAUGUGGUACUCUCCGUUCGGAAUCAUGUGUCUGAUAGCUGGCAAGAUAAUGUCGAUCAACAAUUUGGCGGGGACCGCUCAGAUGCUGGGUUUGUACAUGGUGACGGUUAUCGUCGGUCUAUUGAUUCACGCUGUGAUCACUCUGCCGUUGAUAUUUUGGCUGAUGACCCGGCAGAAUCCAGCCGUGUUCUUCAAGGGUAUGAUGCAGGCUUGGAUCACAGCCUUGGGAACGGCGUCGAGUGCUGCAACUUUGCCCAUAACGUUCCGUUGUCUCGAAGAAAAUAAUAAAAUCGAUUCGCGAGUGACUCGAUUCGUAGUGGCGGUCGGGGCCACGGUGAACAUGGACGGAACGGCUCUUUACGAGGCCGUGGCUGCCAUUUUUAUCGCGCAGAUGAAUGGAAUUUUGUUGGGGAUAGACGAAGUGAUAACAGUCAGCUUGACGGCCACCUUGGCGAGCAUAGGGGCGGCUAGCAUUCCCAAUGCUGCCUUGAUCACGAUGUUAAUAGUACUCACGGCAUUGGGUUUACCCACGAACGACAUUACCUUGCUCUUCGCCGUGGACUGGCUAUUAGAUCGACUGAGGACCUCGAUAAACGUUCUGGGCGAUGGAUACGGGGCCGGGAUAAUUUAUCACUUGUGCAAAGACGAACUGGAUAAGAUGGAUCAGGAACGGAAAUUAGAAGAUCUCGAAACGGGGACGCCUCUCGAGGACAUCCCGGAAAGUUGUCAGCGGGAGAGUGCACCUGUUCCCGAGCAAAGCUCCGAAACGAAGAUCUGAUUCGCAGGGAUAUCGACCGUUUUUCCAACAUCUCGAACGGCGGCAUAAAAGAAAACAAAAUUGAAUUACCGCGACUGUAUCCGAUAGAAUCGAUAAUCGAUACAAAGCGAUAUCGAUGACCGCCAGUUCGCAAUUUGAAUAAAAAUUGCAUGGUUUUAAGUACCAGUAGGAAAAUCAAAUGUAAAAUGUUCUAUUUUUGGAAUUUAAACGUUUCAUUUGUUACAAGAUGAAUAAAGGUAUCGUUCGUCGAUUUGUCCAGUCAAACGAAGAUAGGGCUAAAGCGUUUCAUUACGAUAGCAAUUUAAGCAUUUUUAAAACGUGUUCACUAAUUCGUUGCACGUUAGAUGAUUUAUCAUU